This is a messenger RNA of Chara braunii, 1146 nucleotides long. The record is from the annotation of a GenBank genome assembly. NCBI's taxonomy places the organism in Eukaryota, Viridiplantae, Streptophyta, Charophyceae, Charales, Characeae.
CGAGCGACUGAGUUCCAGUUUGGGUUUGAUCCUUGAGGACGGCAUUGGGAGCAUCAACGCGUCGGCCGGCGAGACAGGUCCAUCCCAUCGACAGUCCGUCCAUCCUCCUUCUAUUUGACUGCAUAGGGAGCCUUCACGGCGACCGACACGAUGAAGGCCAGUCGCUCACUGGUGGUCUUGUUCAGUCUCCUGCAGGUAUUGCUGAUGGCUUGUUUAGCCGUAUACGGAACCUCCGCGGGCGUGGAGUCCGCUGAGGACGACACGCACGGCUUCAACUCCAAGGCUAAAUUCGCACGAGACAAUGCCAUGCCUAAUGAGCUGGAGGCGACGGAGGAAGGCCGCCGCCUCCUAAUGAAUGGCUGCGCCAAGUGCGGGGGGGGAAAGUGUUGCCCCAAGGGAUGGUACUGCAAGUAUGGGAAGUGCGUGAAGCCUUACUGAAGGAGGAAAGAACCAGGCAUGGAGGAGUUCGGUUGGGUCGUAGCUGAGAACGAGUUUCGCUGAGGUAUGCCGAUCAAUGUCAUCUCGAUCCGCUGUGCAAACGGUCGUGUAGUCGUAGGGUAGGUAGCUAAGGACGCGUUUCACGACAAAGGAUUUGAGUUCCAGUCUCUACUGUCCUGACCUUUACGUUUCUCCCUCCCUGUUAGUGAGCGUUUUGUUCACAGCUUCAGACGCAUACUACGGUAGAGUCGCGUUUGCUCUCUAGUACAGUAGAGCUGCAAUCCUGGGUGGAGUGCACGGUACCGUCACGUCACGUCACGACACGACAUGUCACGUCGUYUGCUGCCGUUCGUCCCUCACUGUUUGUAAGUAAACUUCUGGGAAAACUGGAGCGCAGUMACGGUUUUUGCUUCAAAAUGUAUUCCACGCAAAACACUGAAAAUGUGGAAUGUAUACAAGCUAGCUUGAGGGUMMSGUGGGGGUGUGUUAUGUUCGAGGGAAUACCUGAACUGCAUUUUGGGAACUGUUUUCGUGACUGCGCACUAGUUGCCCCUAAAGUUUGUUAACGGAGCAAUGCCUAGUUGCCCUUAAUCUCUUUCAAAGGAGCGAUUCAACGCAGUAGAAUAGAAUAGAAGAGAGAAGAGAGAAGAGAACGGCGAGCUGUGUCGGUCGAUGCGAUAGUGCAGGGAAUGAAUUGAGAAGCUUACU